This is a messenger RNA of Ipomoea triloba (trilobed morning glory), 600 nucleotides long. RefSeq lists its product as uncharacterized. Bases 1 to 600 code for a protein of 199 amino acids. The record is from RefSeq and is a predicted model, not a curated record. Lineage: Eukaryota; Viridiplantae; Streptophyta; Magnoliopsida; Solanales; Convolvulaceae. The transcript has a single exon.
AUGCAAUUUUCCCCAUUUUCCACACAAUCCGAGAAUGAUGUAACAAUCAUUCCACCACCAACCAACACAGGAAGUAGUCGUCGAACAUUAUGGAGCAUUGAAGAUGACAAGAUGUUGGCACACUCUUAUUACACGAUUUCACAAGAUUCAAAAAUUGGCAAUGAGCAAAGUGGUCCAAGAUUUUGGAAGCGCGUUGAAGAGUAUUGCAACGCCAAUGUGGGAAAUGAUAGGCCAAAAAGAAAUGUCGAUAGGUUAAAGUCACAUUGGACUCUAGUUAAGAGAUUAACCUAUGACUUCCAUACUAUUUAUUAUAGGUUACAAGGAAUGCGGCCUAGUGAUGCUAAUGAUGCCGAUAUUAUUGUUCGUGCUACGGAAGAAUAUAAAGUAAAACAUGGUCGAGACAAGUUUGGCUACGAACACGUAUGGGCCAUUUGCAAAGACGUUCCAAGCUGGCAACCAUCAUUUGUAGCUCGCCAAGCCUCAUUAAGUAAAUCAUCCACCAAUCAAAUAUCCAGCGCAAGUGUAGGAGGUAGUGUAGAAGGAAGUGGAGGCGGUAGCUCACAAGGAAAUGAAGGCGGUAGCGAAGAAAUUUUUCCUUGA